Messenger RNA from Papaver somniferum (opium poppy), 735 nucleotides. Its product is annotated as dehydration-responsive element-binding protein 1D-like. The record is from RefSeq and is a predicted model, not a curated record. NCBI's taxonomy places the organism in Eukaryota, Viridiplantae, Streptophyta, Magnoliopsida, Ranunculales, Papaveraceae. The transcript has a single exon. Gene Ontology annotation, molecular function: DNA binding; DNA-binding transcription factor activity. Gene Ontology annotation, biological process: regulation of DNA-templated transcription. Bases 34 to 735 code for a protein of 233 amino acids.
ACAACGUGCUAGUUGACUGCUCGCGGAGUAUAUAUGAGUUCAGCAAGUAUGAAGCGUGAAUACUCAUAUGACAAUGAGUAUUUGUGUUCACCGUCUUCACCAUCGUCGAGUGCUGAACCAAGUUUGUAUCCGUACACAAGUUCAGGAUCAAACCAGAACUCGAUUGUUGCUAAUACGACUGCAUUUUCAUUGUCCGCACCACCGCAAUUAGUAUCACAUAAGAAAAAGGCAGGAAGAAGGAAAUUUAAAGAAACUCGGCACCCAGUAUAUAGAGGAGUAAGAGAAAGGAGAAAUGACAAAUGGGUUUGUGAAGUCAGAGAACCCAAUAGCAAAUCAAGAAUUUGGCUUGGAACAUAUCCUACUCCUGAAAUGGCAGCAAGAGCCUACGAUGUUGCUGCUUUAGCCCUUCGAGGCGAAUCGGCUCCCUUAAAUUUUGAAGAUUCUUUGUCCAUCUUACGCCGUGCUAAAUCAUCAGCUGUUGAAGAUAUCCAGUCCGCUGCUUUUGAAGCCGCUCAAAAGUUUCCACUCCCUACUAAUUCUAGACUUCCAUCGAAAAAUCCCGGUAAAAUUGUCGGAAGUUCAUCGAAGGUGACAUUUUUGGAUGAAGAAGCGUUGUUUAAUAUGCCGUCAUUUGUUGCUAGCAUGGCUGAGGGGAUGUUACUUGAUCCACCACAAGAAGAUUACUAUUACGAUGAUGACUUGGAAUGCAGCGUGGACAGUUUGUGGAGUGACUAA